AUGUCGUUCCAGCAGUCGAAGACGGCGCGCCAGGCCGCGGUCGUGCGCACGAAGCUCAAGAACCUCGUGACGGGCGCGACGGUGGAGGACACGUUCCGCAUGACGGAGUCGUUCCAGCAGGCCCAGGUCGAGAGCAACGAGGCGGUCUUCUCCUACGAGGACGGCGACGAGAUCGUCUUCAUGGACAGCGUCGAGUUCGACGAGAUCCGCGUCCAGAAGGAGGACAUCGCGAGCUGCGACCUCCUCAAGGACGGCAUGACCGUGUCCAUCGUCAAGUGGGGCGAGGUCGUCGUCGACAUCAACCUCCCGAGCUCCGACACGUACGAGGUCACGUACACGGAGCCGGGCCUCAAGAAGGCGGCGUCCAGCGGCCAGAGCAAGGCGGCGACCCUCGAGACCGGCGCCGAGAUCCAGGUGCCCCUCUUCGUCGAGAUCGGCGACACGAUCAAGGUCAAGUGCGCGGAGCGCGAGUACAUGGAGCGCGCCUUGGGUUUGAAGCGGAUAUUGGUGGCGAACCGCGGCGAGAUCGCGUGCCGCGUCAUGCGCACGGCGAAGCGCAUGGGCCUGGAGACCGUGGCGAUCCACAGCGAGGCCGACGCGCUGUCGCGCCACGUGCGCAUGGCGGACCAGGCCGUGCAGGUGGGCUACGGGAACGCGGCGUCGACGAGCUACCUGGACGUGGACGCCGUGCUCGGGUGCAUGGCGUCGAGCGGCGCGGACUGCGUGCACCCGGGCUACGGCUUCCUCAGCGAGAACGCGGAGUUCGCGCGCGCCGUCGCGGCGGCGGGCCACGCGUUCGUCGGCCCGCCGGCGGCGGCCAUCGACGACAUGGGCGACAAGCUGCGGUCCAAGGAGAUCGCGACGGCGGCGGGCGUGAGCGUCAUCCCCGGCGGCGCCGAGGCCGUCGCCGACGUGGCCGACGCGCUCGCGAUCGCGGCCGACAUCGGCUACCCGGUCAUGCUCAAGGCGUCCGCGGGCGGCGGCGGCAAGGGCAUGCGCGUCGCCUUCGACGCCAAGGACGUCGAGGAACAGUGGCCCCUGGCCAAGGACGAGGCCGUGCGCAGCUUCGGCGACGACCGCAUGCUCGUCGAGAAGUUCGUCCAGUCGCCGCGGCACCUCGAGAUCCAGGUCGUCGCGGACGCGUUCGGCAACGUCGCGACGUUCCCCGAGCGCGAGUGCUCCGUGCAGCGGCGGAACCAGAAGGUCGUCGAGGAGGCGCCGAGCCCCUUUCUGAGCGACAAGCCGGCGCUGCGCGCGGAGAUGCAGCGCGAGGCCGCGAUGCUCGCGCGGUCCGUCGGCUACGAGUCCGCGGGGACCGUGGAGAUGUUGGUGGAUGGCGCGACGGGCGCCUUCUACUUCCUCGAGAUGAACACGCGGCUCCAGGUCGAGCACCCCAUCACGGAGGCCGUGUCGGGCGAGGACCUGUGCGAGGACCUAGUCGAGCUCAUGCUGCUCGUCGCGGACGGCCAGCGGCUGCCGGACCGGCUCCUGGGCGCCGGGGCCGACCCCUGCUUCGUGCCCAUCGACGGCUGGGCCGUCGAGGCGCGCGUCUACGCCGAGGACGCGUCGAAGAACUUCCUGCCGGACGUCGGCGUGCUCACGGCGUACGGCGACCCGCCGGGCGCGAGCCACUUCGACUUCGGCGCGGGCUGGACGGCGACGGGCAAGGCCGCGUCCGUGCGCGUUGACAGCGGCAUCGAGGACGGCGCGGAGAUAUCGAUUUACUACGACCCCAUGAUCAGCAAGCUCGUCGCGACGGGCAAAGACCGGGAAGACGCGCUCGCGAACGCGCGCGCGGCGCUCGACGGCUACGUCGUCGAGGGCCUCGCCCACAACGUGCCCUUCUGCCGCGACAUCUGCGGCAACGCGACCUUCCUCUCGGGCACCUACACGACCAAGUUCAUCGAGGAGGAGUACGCCGCGGGCUUCGACGAGGCCCGCGUCUUCGCGGGCGUCGCCGGCUGCGGUACCGCGGGGCCGGAGCUCGCGGCCCUCGCCUACGCCGUCGACGCCGCCGCGCGGGCCGCGCGCGGCGCGAACCCGCCGCCGGCGCCCGCCGUCGUGGCCCUCGCGCCGCGCGCGGACGCCGCCGCGCGGGCGACGUUCGACGUGUCGCCCGGCGCGGGGCCGGACGCCUACGUCGUCGACGGCGCCGCCGUGGUCCUGCGGAACUACGCCUGGCCCAGGCCCCUCGUCGACGCCGUCGUCGCCUACGACUCCGCGGCCGGCGAGGAGGUCCGCGUGCAGUACGUCGACGCGGCGCCCGCGCCGGGCUUCGACCACGCGCUCCGCGUCCGCGGCGUCCGCGUCGACGCGGCCGUGUCGUCGCCCAACGAGGCCGAGCUCGCCAAGUUCGCCCUGCCGCCGCCGAAGCCCGACUCGCUCAGCGGCCUCAAGUGCCCCAUGCCGGGCACGCUCCUCUCCUACGCCGUCGGCGAGGGCGAGACCGUCGAGGCGGGCCAGCCCCUCGCCAUCGUCGAGGCCAUGAAGAUGCAGAACAUCCUCCGCGCGGAGCACAAGGUCGUCGUCGACAAGCUCCUCUCGGACGUCGGCGACGUCGUCGCCGCGGACCAGAUGCUCAUCGCCUUCGUCCAGGACGACGAGUAGCGCGCCCGCGCGUAAUCGCCUCGGGUCUUC
This is a messenger RNA of Aureococcus anophagefferens, 2637 nucleotides long. RefSeq lists its product as hypothetical. The record is from RefSeq and is a predicted model, not a curated record. The coding region runs from base 1 to 2607 and encodes 868 amino acids. Lineage: Eukaryota; Pelagophyceae; Pelagomonadales; Pelagomonadaceae. Gene Ontology annotation, biological process: translational elongation; peptide biosynthetic process. Gene Ontology annotation, cellular component: mitochondrion; cytoplasm. Gene Ontology annotation, molecular function: ATP binding; metal ion binding; propionyl-CoA carboxylase activity. The transcript is spliced from 4 exons.